GAGGCGGUGCGGCGCGUAGAGUUCGGUAACCGCCGCCAGGGCCUCGAGGCAGCUGCAGCAACUCGCGCAGAGGCCUGGCGGAGCAGAAAGGCCGGACUGGCGCGUGGUUAGGCCGCGACCCGGCUGUGGCCUGGGCGGCAAGGCCUCCCAAAUGCCGCUUGGGUCUCUGCGGAGCAGAACGGAGGCUGGGCCUGGCCUGCGGGUUGGUUAAGAAGAGGCGGACGGGCGGCUCACCUGUGCGGGGUGGAUGCGGCGGCAGCAGCGAUGGACGCCCUAGAGGAGGAGAGCUUCGCGCUGUCUUCCUCCUCCGCCUCUGACGCAGAAUUCGAUGCUGUGGUUGGAUACUUAGAGAACAUUAUCAUGGAUGACGAGUUCCAGUUACUGCAGAGAAACUUCAUGGAGAAGCACUACCAGGAGUUCGAAGACACGGAAGAGAAUAAACUCACCUACACACCGAUUUUUAAUGAAUAUAUCUCCCUGGUAGAGAAGUACAUCGAGGAACAGCUGCUGGAGCGGAUUCCGGGGUUCAGCAUGGCGGCCUUCACGACGACUUUACAGCACCAUAAAGACGAAGUGGCCGGCGACAUAUUCGACAUGCUGCUCACCUUUACUGAUUUUCUGGCUUUUAAAGAAAUGUUUCUGGACUACAAAGCAGAAAAAGAAGGCCGGGCACUGGACUUGAGCAGCGGAUUAGUGGUGACGUCACUGUGCAAAUCGUCCUGCCUGCCUGCGUCCCAGAACAGCCUGCGCCACUAGCCCCACCGCCGCCGGCAGGGGGACUGCCCUGGGCCUGGGCAGCCCAGUGGUUUCCUUCCUUCGGCUGAAGACGGAAGAACAGAUCUUAGACCACCUCUGUUCUGCCACAACUCUUCACUAAUGUGACAAGUAUUGAUGAGUAAAAAAAAAAAAAAAUUACGUGACCCUCCCAGGACCCGUUUCUUCAGAAAAACCUGUGCUCAGCAACCCUGGUGGUACCCUCCCUAGGUGGACAUCUCUCCCGGGGGCCGGAGUCGGGCCUGCCGCAGGUCCGCCCCCAGCGCCCCAGCGGGGCCUUCCCCACCAUCGGCGGUGGGGCGGUGGGGUGUCUGCACGCAGGUCUCAGGCCUUCGCCUCCAUGGGGCUCUCGCCGUGCGGGAGCUUCCCCCUCGGGCUGGACUCAAGCCAGCUGCCCGUCUUGAAGUCCCUGGAGCCGUGUCGUCACAGCGAGCCUCGGCCACAGGAACGAACCGAGAGAUGUCCUUUGUGUCCUUUACCUGAAAGCUACAUGUUCAAGUCCGUUUCUGGUCUUCCGUGUGCAGUCCCUGUGUCACCGAGUCUUCUGCUGGUCCCGAGGUAGUCCUCCUGUUUCUAGAACUCUCUUCUAAGCAUUUUUGAAAAAUAUUUUUAUACAUCAAUACUCAGGCUAACCUAGUGGCUAUAAUCUUGGAACUUCCACGAUUACCCACUUCAAGAUCAAAGUAUUAUAUGCGUGUGCUCUUUAGUUGUUAGUCGUUAGCUCGGGGAGAGAGCAAGUGCUUUCUGCGCUGGCUCCCCCGUUCCCCCGGGCGCCAGGGAGCUCGCGCUCCUGCUGGAAGUGGGCUGCGGCUGUGCGUCCUCCUCUCCUUCCCCGGAGCAUGCUGCGUGCUCGUGCAGGUUAGCUUUGACGUGUUCUGUGUAACGCGGUGCAUUAGUCUUUCUGUUGGGGCGGGGUCUGCAGUUGCUUCUUCCGGUCAAAACUCUUCCUCCCAAGGCUUGGAAGAGCGAACAGUUCAGUUCCCAAUGCGCACCUUAGACUUUUCUUUAAGUAAAAAUAAAAGGCUGUACUGACCUUCCA
Phyllostomus hastatus (greater spear-nosed bat) is the source of this 1813-nucleotide messenger RNA. It is a transcript of the gene ARL2BP, whose product is annotated as ADP ribosylation factor like GTPase 2 binding protein. Gene Ontology annotation, cellular component: mitochondrial intermembrane space. Gene Ontology annotation, biological process: maintenance of protein location in nucleus; positive regulation of tyrosine phosphorylation of STAT protein. The coding region runs from base 265 to 756 and encodes 163 amino acids. Lineage: Eukaryota; Metazoa; Chordata; Mammalia; Chiroptera; Phyllostomidae. The transcript is spliced from 6 exons. The record is from RefSeq and is a predicted model, not a curated record.